AUGACUAGCAUUAGAAAUUGUAUUGCUUGGAAUAUGGUUGAUAUGGGCAAAUUAGUUUGGCAAGUAGCUCAAAAGGAUGAUGUUUUACGGAUCAAGUGGAUUCAUAGCUACAACAGCAACUCGUGGAGGAAUGACAGUAAGAAGUACACUGCCAAGGAGGGGUACCAAUGGCUAAAAGGUCAAUAUGAGGUUGUUGGUUGGCAUCAUUGGGCGUGGAAUAGGUUUAAUGUUCCAAAAGAUGCAUUUAUGAGCUGGCUUAUAGCUUUGGGAAAAGUCAGGACAACAGAAAGGCUCAAGGCUGCUGGAGUCUGCAAUGAUGUGUCUUGUUUGCUAUGUGAUAGUGGUACAGAUAGUUGUAUGCAUCUCUUUUUUAGAUGCCAUUUCAGCAGGAUUAUGUGUACCAAUAUUAUGAUCCGAGUGCAGAUAAGAGUGCGAAAUGAUGAGUAUUUAUAUACUACCUGGAAAAAGCGGGGUAGAAGACACAGAAGUAGAAAAGAACAACAAAUUUGUUGCACUGCCCUUGCAUCUACUGUUUAUCACAUUUGGAUAGCAAGAAACCACUCUCUGUGGGAGAAUGCAGUUAUUCAUCCUGAUACAGUGGUGAAAUGUAUAAAACAGGAGGUUGUUGGUAGAGCUAUAAUAAAGAUGAAAGAUUCUUGGCCUGAUGAUGUAAAGAAUUGGGUGACUGAUCUUGCAGGAUAA
Molecule: messenger RNA, 702 nt
Organism: Beta vulgaris subsp. vulgaris (sugar beet)
Lineage: Eukaryota; Viridiplantae; Streptophyta; Magnoliopsida; Caryophyllales; Amaranthaceae
Exons: 2
Coding region: 1-702 (233 amino acids)
Source: RefSeq, a predicted model, not a curated record